This is a messenger RNA of Galdieria sulphuraria, 3865 nucleotides long. RefSeq names its product 5-oxoprolinase (ATP-hydrolyzing). Gene Ontology annotation, cellular component: cytosol. Gene Ontology annotation, molecular function: 5-oxoprolinase (ATP-hydrolyzing) activity. Gene Ontology annotation, biological process: glutathione metabolic process. Lineage: Eukaryota; Rhodophyta; Bangiophyceae; Galdieriales; Galdieriaceae. The record is from RefSeq and is a predicted model, not a curated record. The coding region runs from base 27 to 3824 and encodes 1265 amino acids. The transcript has a single exon.
AUUGUUCACAAAUAGAAUGGAUUCGAAUGGGAACUACAAUAGCUACAAACGCUUUACUUGAACGAAAGGGAGAAAACGUUUUAUUCAUCACCACAAAGGGACUAAAGGAUGUAUUAAAGAUUGGAAACCAAAGUAGACCCAAAAUAUUCGAUUUAAAAGUUCAGAGACCAGAAGUAUUAUAUGAAGAUGCUUUGGAAGUUGACGAACGAGUCCGAAGACUGAUGCCCAAUGAAACUGUUCCUGAAGACGCUUUCAUAUUGGAUUUGCAAGAAGAAAAUUUGUCUGAUAUCCUUUCUAAAUAUCUUGAUUGGGUUCCGAAUGUUUUGGAGGCUCGAAAAGGCUCCAUCUAUGUAAAGGGUCUUUCUGGUGGAUAUUUUCAAGUUUUGACGGCACCUAAUCUAUCAAUAUUGCGUAGCUCAAUUGAGGAGAAACUCAAAAAUAGGAAUAUUUCAUCCAUAGCCGUAGCUUUAUUGCAUUCUUAUGCGUUUCCUUUGCAUGAAAAGUUGGUGGAAAAAGUAGUACAAACUUUAGAUGGAGUCGAACACCUAUCCUUGAGUCAUGAGUUGAUGCCAAUGUUGAAGAUAGUGCCAAGAGGAAGUACGAGUUGUGUCGAUGCUUAUUUGACUCCUAAAAUCAAAAAAUAUAUCAAAGGCUUUUGUUCAGGAUUUCAAAACCAACUCGAAGGUGUUCGCGUUCAGUUCAUGCAAAGUGAUGGAGGUUUAUGUCCUGUCCAUCAUUUUUGUGGUUUCAAAGCUAUUUUAUCGGGUCCUGCUGGAGGAGUAAUUGGAUAUGCUAUGACUUGUUAUUAUAGCGAUGCCAAUGUAAUAAGAGACGGGAAUGGAAACCUUCAAAGACGACCAGUCGUUGGUUUCGAUAUGGGAGGAACUUCAACGGAUGUAUCAAGAUAUAAUGGAACUUUGGAGCAUAUCUUUGAAACACAAACAGCUGGCGUGAUGAUUCAAGCUCCACAAUUAGAUAUCCAUACAGUAGCUGCUGGAGGAGGUUCUAGACUAUUCUUUCGUUCUGGUUUAUUUGUGGUCGGCCCUGAGUCAUCUGGUGCUCAUCCUGGUCCCAUAUGUUAUCGUAAAGGUGGCUAUCUUUCUAUUACAGAUGCCAAUGUAGUGUUGGGUAGAGUAUUGCCUGAUUUGUUUCCUAAAAUAUUUGGUCCACAAGAAAAUGAAUCUUUGGAUAUCCAAGGCUCUAGACAAGCAAUGGAGAAGUUGACCACGGAAAUCAAUGCAUUUCGCAAGCAGCAGGAUCCUCAUGUAGCAGAUUGGAGUGUAGAACAAGUUGCGUUGGGCUUUAUUCGAGUAGCCAAUGAGACCAUGUGCCGUCCUAUUCGUUCUAUUACAGAGGCAAGGGGAUAUGAUGUAUCUGAACAUACAUUAGCUGUAUUUGGAGGUGCUGGUGGUCAACACGCUUGUGCAGUUGCCCGUUCAUUGGGCAUGAAAAGAGUAUUUGUUCAUCGCUUUUCGGGUAUAUUGUCUGCAUAUGGUUUAGGAUUAGCAGAAGAUGUUACAGAAGCUCAGGAGCCUUGUGCCAUACGUUUGGACAAUAGAAAUCAUCAUGACCAACGACUAGGAGAGGCAUGCCAAAGACUAGAUAUUCUUUCAGAGAGAGCUACUGCAGAGUUGGCAUCUCGUGGAAUACCUUAUGAGAACAUCAAAGUAGACCGAUAUUUACAUCUUCGUUAUCAAGGUACAGAUUUCGGUCUUAUGAUUAGAGAGCCGGAAGAUGGAGACUACGUCAAAGCAUUUAUUCAUGAGUAUGAAACAGAACAUGGCUUUCGAAUCCUGGCAAGAGAUAUUUGUGUGGAUGAUGUUCGAGUAAGAGCCUAUGGUACAACUAGUAGUAUUGAAAAGCAUAGUCUAGAAGAAGCAAAGGAUCAUAGUCCUGGUCAACCUUUUAUGGUCUCAUCUUGUUAUUUUGAGCAGUUAGGUUAUACUUCUACACCUGUCUUCUUAUACAGUGCUUUAAAGGCAAAGGCGGAAAUUGAGGGACCUGCUAUGAUAGUUGAUCCAUCGGGUGGAGUUACAGCUGUUAUAGAACCCAACUGUCAUGCGUUCAUCACAGAAAGUGGAGAUUUGGUUAUCGAUGUAUCUGUUCAUAAACAUUCUUCUGAGAAUCGUCAUAUAUCGAUGAUGGAUAAGGAAGACGUGGAGUCACAACUCAAGGCUACUAUUGUCACCGAUCGACAACAUAGAGAAGAGGAGCAAGUAGAUCCUAUCCAGUUAUCUAUAUUUUCCCAUCGUUUCAUGUCGAUUGCUGAACAAAUGGGAAGAACGUUACAACGUACUGCAAUUUCCACCAAUAUUAAAGAAAGAUUGGACUUUUCUUGUGCCUUAUUUGAUGAAAGAGGCGGUUUGGUUGCCAACGCUCCUCAUGUUCCAGUACAUCUUGGUUCCAUGCAGGAUGCAGUUGGUUAUCAAAUACGCAAACUAGGAAAGGAGUGGAAAGCUGGAGAUGUUAUUUUGAGUAACCACCCUAUAGCAGGUGGUAGUCACUUACCAGAUAUUACUAUUAUUACACCCGUAUUUGUAGAUGGUAAACCGGUAUUCUUUGUAGCUUCAAGAGGUCAUCAUGCAGAUAUUGGAGGACUUACUCCAGGUUCCAUGCCACCUUUCUCAAGGAAAUUGGAUGAUGAAGGAUUGGCAUUGGAAUCUUUCUUAUUAGUACAUCAAGGUGAAUUUCGUGAAAGAGAAAUGGUCCUUGAAUUGGAAAAAGCUGGUUGUCGUUGUAUAGGAGAUGUUAUUUCAGACUUACGCGCCCAAGUAGCUGCCAAUCAAAAGGGAAUUCUUUUGCUCGUAGAUUUAUGUCGUUCCGCUUCUUUGGAAACCGUUCAAUCUUAUAUGCGAUACAUUCAAGCUGCUGCAGCAUGGUCAGUUCGUGAUAUGUUGAGGAAACUAGCUCAUCAGGCAUUGCAUUAUAAUCAAGAAACGACUCCACAGGACCUGGAAUUGGAUGUUCAAGUUGCGAGUAAAGAGUCUGUAGUGUUGAAAGCAGUGGAUUUUAUGGAUGAUGCUAGUCGUAUCGAAUUACGUGUCAUUAUCGACCCCAAUGAAGGAAGUGCCACUUUUGACUUUACAGGUACAACAGCUCAAGUAUAUGGAAAUACCAAUGCUCCUCGAUCAGUCACUGCCUCUGCUGUUAUAUAUUGUCUACGUUGUCUAGUUGAUAGAGAAAUUCCACUCAACCAAGGUUGUCUGGAUCCUAUUACUAUUGUUAUUCCUGAAGGAAGUUUAUUAAAGCCAAGUAGUGAUGCAGCUGUUGUAGGAGGGAAUGUUUUGACAUCUCAAAGAUUGGUCGAUGUAGUGUUGAAAGCAUUUGGAGCUUGUGCAGCUAGUCAAGGCUGUAUGAACAAUUUCACAUUUGGUAAUGCAAACGUGGGAUAUUAUGAAACUAUAGCAGGAGGUGCUGGAGCAGGUCCUGGUUGGAAUGGUUCUUCAGGAAUACAUACACAUAUGACCAACACUAGAAUAACGGAUGCAGAAGUAUUAGAAAGUCGAUAUCCAGUUUUACUAAGAAAAUUUCUUCUUAGAGAAAAUAGUGGAGGUCAAGGGAAAUAUCGAGGAGGCGAUGGUGUGAUUCGCGAAAUAGAGUUUCUAGUUCCGAUGACUGCGAGUAUACUUUCAGAGAGAAGAGUAUUCGCCCCUUGGGGUUCUGCUGGAGGAGCAGAUGGUUUAAGAGGUGAAAACUAUCUCAUACGCAAAAAUAAUCAAGUUAUAUUUCUUGGAGGAAGAAACUCCGUUCCUAUGAAUCCUGGUGAUGCUAUUCGAAUUCUUACUCCUGGUGGAGGUGGUUUUGGUUUGGCACAACUUAAAUGACACUGUUAUAAUGUGGUCCUAAUGAAUAAAGAUAACGAUGA